Molecule: messenger RNA, 2894 nt
Organism: Ceraceosorus bombacis
Lineage: Eukaryota; Fungi; Basidiomycota; Exobasidiomycetes; Ceraceosorales; Ceraceosoraceae
Source: the annotation of a GenBank genome assembly
AUGUCGCAACAGUAUGCCAGCAUUGUGCCCUCUGCAGAUCCCACCUCUGCAGAGCAGACGGGCAUUCAACCUGCAAGCCCCCAGAACGUAAUCAAGAAGCUGCCGGGAGAGCAGAGCAGCGGGGAUGCGGAGCAGGAGAGGAUGGAAAAGGAACAAGCUGUGCUGCUUCACCAGAGAAUCUUUGCUGACAACAGGGACACGUGAGUGCUUGUAUGCGGCGGCCACCAGAGGCACAGGAACCACGAACUGACGUACACGCCACCGUGUUUGCUCGCAGCCUGAUCCAGUCGAUUGACAGCACCAACAAGGUGGUGGGCCAGUUGCGAGAGUGGGCAGCCGACCAUUGGAUCAUUCACUACCCCGAGACGGAUCGCGUCGAAGGCAACGCUUCAUCAUCGUCAUCGUCUCCCAACGUCCGUCGAUCCCAUUCCACUGCACCUGGCGAAUCGCUGGAAGCAGGUGCACCGCAGACAACCGCAGAACACCCCACUCUGCACCGUUCCUACACCGCCGCAGCACCUCACACUGCAUCUGCACCCACCACACCCACGCGCAAGCCUCUCAACAGGUCCAACACGCUCUCGCCCGGCUCCGUGGAUGAGCCCAAGGAGGGCGAGAUGUCCGUCUUGCGAUUGGACCUCAAGCUGGGAGCAACGACGCGCAACCCAUCCGCACUGGUAAAGACGUUGGAGAAGUCCUCCAUCGCUCAACUCUUGGACGGCAGAAUGUCGCAAUCGCAGCGUCACCUCAACAAUCUCAAGGCUCGCAUCAGCGACAAGCAGUCCAAAGUGCUCGUCACUGGCGAUCUCAACGCCGGCAAAUCCACCUUUGUCAACGCUCUGCUGAGGAGAAGAGUGAUGCCGACCGACCAACAACCUUGCACCACCGUCUUUUGCGAGACGCUAGACGCCAACGAAUCCAACGAAGGUGUGGAAGAGGUGCACAUGCUCAAGAACGACACGCCAUACGAUCGAACCAAUGAGAGCACCUACACCAAGCAUACUCUCGCUGAGAUCGAAAAGAUUGUGGCAGAUGCUGAAGAGUUGUCAUCGGAGGAUGCACCCUUGCUCAAGUGCUACUGCGCCGACACCAGGUCUGCCAAGGCCUCGCUACUGCACAACGGUGUCGUCGACAUCUCGCUCAUCGACGCUCCAGGCUUGAACAGAGACAGCCUCAAAACCACGGCGCUGUUUGCUCGUCAGGAAGAGAUCGACGUCGUCGUUUUCGUCGUCUCUGCCGAGAAUCACUUUACGCUAUCGGCCAAAGAGUUCCUAUGGAACGCGUCCAACGACAAGGCUUACGUCUUCAUCGUCGUCAACAAGUUUGACCAGAUCAGGAACAAGGACAAAUGCAAGAGACUGGUCUUGGAUCAGAUCAGACAGCUCUCCCCGCGAACGUACGAGGAUGCAGAAGAGCUGGUCCAUUUCGUCGACUCGAGCUCCGUCUUUGGGGCUACGCCACCCGUUACUCCAGGCGAGGAAGUCAAGGUUGGCAACAUGGACGAGGUGCAAGGCAACACGGAAGCUAGCACUUCGUUCGCAGCUCUCGAAGCUUCCCUGCGAGACUUUGUGUUGCAAAAGAGGAGCAAGUCUAAAUUGAUGCCUGCGCAGACGUACGUGCUGAGGCUGCUGCUCGACCUGGCCUACGUGGCCAGGACGAAUUUGGACAUUGCGCACGUCGAAAAGACGGAAGCGCAAGAGAACCUCAACGUGGACCGACCUGCGCUCAAGGAGGGAGAAAAGAGGCAUGCCAAAUUGGAGUCGGAGCUGGAGAUGCAAGAGGAAGGCAUCGUCAGCGGGGUUGUUCAAGGAUCUAGGAUCAAGCUGGACAAGGCGCUGCAGCUCAUCUCCAAUGGUCAAAGUUCUGAGCCGUCCCUCGUCAGCUUGCCAGAGUGGAAAGGACUGUUGAACGUGCUCGAGUACGCUCAGCAGGUGCGCACGGCUCUACUUGAGUCGAUGGAGGCUAGCGUCAAAAACAUUGAAGAUUCCGCCAGGGGUGUGACGAUCGAAGCUGUAGAGAAGAUUAGAAAGAUGGGCAAGGAUCAAUUGCCUGCUGAAGCCGCGUCCAAGGAGAAUCAAAGGGUGUUCCUGCCCGAAGCCAUGUUUGCCAAGAGACGCAACAACAGCAGGGGAACAGCAUUCGCGGGAUUGGGUCUCUCGGAAGAUCUGGUCGAGGUGAAGUUGACGGAUCUUUUCGACUUGCCCCACUACAUUCUCAUCGUCUCGCGAAAAGCCGGCCUGGACCAUCUGCUAGAGUCGGCGAGCGAUGGCAAGGAGCGAUCUUUGACGAAGCAGGAGAAGGAGAAUGCAGCGACUGCGGGAGGUCUGACGUUGUCGCUGGGCGCGGUGACGCUGUUGGGAGGCAAGACGCUGGGAGCAAAGACGUUGAUCGAUAGCGUGCUCAAGUUUACCAGCCUGGCGAGCAACGGUACGGUGAGGAAAUGGACCGCACCCGUCUUUGCCGUCGUGGGCAGCGUGCUGGUGGUGUGGUACAUUCGAGACCUGCCCAAUUCUAUUCCCCGCAAUGCGGGCAGGAGCAUCGCAUACGAGCUGCAACAUGCGCCCAUUGCGAGCACCCGACCCUCCACAUCCGGCCUGUCCACCACCAUCUCCUCCCCUGCGAGCGCCAACGCCAACGCAGCCGCGACGACCAAAGAAGGUCCGACGUUUGUAGAGUUCCAGACGAACAGAACGGCAAGAGAGACGCGCCGAGUGCUCAGAUUGGUAUCGUGGGAAGUGCACGAGAUGUUCAGGGUGCACUUGUCCGAAGUGCGCGCUAGGGUGGAAAAGGAGGAGAAUAGGCUCAAGAGCGCAAAGGGUGCGCAGAACGAGUUUGAAAGCAUGCUCCAGAAGGUGGCGGGUAUCGAAGAGCGCACUCGAGAGGUGGACUUUUAA